UUCCACAGCACUCUUCCCACCAUCGUCUCUUUAUACGCGUCAUACCACAGCCCAGCGUGCCGUCUGCCCCGCCCGGCGCCGCCCGUAUACGCGCUGCGUGGGCCGCGCUCUCGGCGCUGCCCAUCGGCGUUUGAUGGUGUGGCUAUUUGCGCAAACAGUGCGGUAAUUGCCGGCAGAACGAUAGUCGCUAUCGGCCGACCGGGACCCGACAGCUGCGCGUCGGCACCGGCGGGGUCAGAGUCGACAUCGACGUGAGGUGGAGAGAGUCGCUGUGGCCGAGAGUCCUUCUCCAAGUAUUUUGAGAGGAUAUCGAACGGGGAUUGCGGUAGUGGAUCAGAAGAGUUCAAGUGUUUCCUGAAGAUGGGUUUAAAUCCGUGAAAGGGCAUUGAAGAUCCGAUAAAAGAGACUAAGAAGCAAACACAAGACCAGCGUGAGUUCUGUGUACUGUACUGUCAGCGAUGCUACCAGCAAUGACUCGGAAAACGACUGCUAUUUGAGUAGGACGUUUUCUUAUCAUUUCAGUUUCCAGCUAAAUUAGGCUGGCCCAGUGCAGACCACGAACUAUGUGAAUCAAACGGCUAUCCUCUGGAGUGAUCGGAGGCCGGCCACUCUCAAGUGACACAGUGGCCGUGAGACAGACUCUUCGUCUUCAGCUGGUACUGCAGUGAACAACGGCCUCUCUAUUUGCUCCGCAAGACAACUGCGCUCGUCUGUAGCCGUAUCCAGCGGGCAGCUGUCUCUCCAACCUCACCAGGCUCCCCCUACGCUCACCAUGCAGCUGGGCGCUCCGUGGGGCUCGGGCCGACCGCCUCCCACCGAGCCGGCGCCCUCCAACUGCUCCCUGGGCGGCUACACGGCGAUGACGCCGUACGUGGUCACUUUGGACGCCAUCGUGUGCGUGGCGGCUGUGUCCGGAAACCUCCUGGUCAUGGUCGCCGUGGCGCGGUUCCGCUCCCUCCGCACCACCACCAACACCUUCGUGGUCGCAUUGGCUGGUGCUGAUCUCCUGGCAGCGCUCUCAGUGCCCUACUACAUCUCCUUCUACUUUGACGUGUCGUACCGAUGCGAGGAGGGGCCCUGUCUGGCGCGCUACUUUGUCACCAACGCCACCAACACCAUGUCGAUCCUGCUGCUGGUAGUCGUCUCGGUGGACCGGUUCGUGGCGGUGAAGCUGCCGCUGCGCUACCCCGCUCUGAUGUCGCGCCGGAGGGCUCUCUCGCUGGUCGUGAUCAUCUACGUGUACUCUCUGCUGCUCAACUCGAUCGUACUGGUGGACGAGCUGAACGCCUGGACGCCGGCGGCUGCCGAGUGUGACCUGGUGUACGUCCUGCCGGCGGCCACGGCUGUCCCGCUGGUGGCUGGGCACGUGCUGAUGGCCCUGGCGGCCACCACCGGCCUCUACGUGGGCAUCUUCCGCGAGGCGUGGCGUCAGAACAGGAUGGCGCGGGAGGUUACCGGGCCUGGGCCGCGCUGCCACCGGCCUUCCGGGGACACCAAGACCGCCUGUAUGAUGGUGCUGAUACUGGGCUGUAAUACGGUGGCCAUGCUCCCGUACGCCUUGGGAGUGUGCCUCAGAUAUGCGUACAUUGAGAACAUAUACAUACAUGAGAACGUCCUCUCCGAACUGAAGAAGGUAAACCAGAUGUUCGUGUCAUUAUACUUCGCCAAAUCAGCCAUCAACCCGGUGGUUUAUGGCUGGAAAAACGCAGAAUUCGCCGCAGCAUUUCGGCAGAUUGUCGGCUGUGGCGACCGAUCUAAGCUACGGCGACAUUCAGCCAGCGCCAUCUGCACAGUAUCUGGGCGACUGCGGCGCCACCUGGAUCCAGUGAACGAACUGUCCAGCUCAGCCUCCGUGGAAACCAUCGAUACUUAUCUGUGACACAUUUAGUUAGCGAUAGAUCAGUGUUUCGUGAAGAUAAUAAGCUAUAAUUUAUUUUUCUACAUAUUCGUUGAUGGUAUGCAUUUAAAACUUGUAUCAGCACAAAUUUGAUAGCUUGCAUCGGCAAAUAUCCUAAUUCCUAUUCAAAAAGUCGUGCAGCAUGUGAUCGGAACAAUGACCAUGCCCCAAGCGUAUGGUGAAACACAACAGGCAGUCAGAUACAAAUAUUUUCAAGUCAUUUUGACCAGCAUACCGUUAUAUUGAAGGCUCCUGUUAUGCUUAGAAAAUGUACUACGACAGCGAUGGUUUAUCGGUGCUUUUGCGAAAAGCAGCAGUACCUAUCGCUCUCGGUUGCAUCGUUUGCCUGACUUCCUUGCAUUUACUGGAAAUACAAUUGUCAGGGAGGAGAGCGAAAAAAAAA
This is a messenger RNA of Amphibalanus amphitrite, 2300 nucleotides long. RefSeq names its product adenosine receptor A2b-like. The coding region runs from base 773 to 1879 and encodes 368 amino acids. Gene Ontology annotation, biological process: G protein-coupled receptor signaling pathway. The transcript is spliced from 3 exons. The record is from RefSeq and is a predicted model, not a curated record. NCBI's taxonomy places the organism in Eukaryota, Metazoa, Arthropoda, Thecostraca, Balanomorpha, Balanidae. Gene Ontology annotation, cellular component: plasma membrane. Gene Ontology annotation, molecular function: G protein-coupled receptor activity.